AAUUAUACGUCACCCAUAAGGCAGAGGCUCUGCUACAAAACACCAUUUGUGUGCGCCUCAAAUCUUUCUGUCCUCCAUUUUCUCUCUUGAUUGGGAAAUCUAAGGCUAAACCCAAAUCAAGGGAAACAAAUAUCUUUUCCUUAAUUUUACCUAAGGAAUAAUAAGGAACAAUAUUCUUUUAUUUUCCCAGCUAUGUUUUUCUGUAGUUUGAAGAGGCGGUGUGCAGAAUAACUUAAUCGGGCAUUCCGCAAAGCGAUGAGGUGAGAAGCCGUUUUGCGUUGUUAAAAAUGAAGGGAGGAAAUCUCCAGAGAGGCAGGGGAAAGCACUUCUCAUUUACUUUACUGGCAGUCAUAUGUAUGACUGUAUUUCUUUGGUCUUAUGAAAGAAGACCUAUUUUGACAAGCAUAGUUUCACCCCAAGAACAAUUAGUUCUACCUUCAGAUGUUAUUGAUGUAACUUCACGUAAAACCGAAAACUUUGCCAAACCAAAAGAUCAUCAUGUCCAAGAACCUCGUCAAGAAAACAAAGAAAUAGAAGAAAAAUCUGAACCGCUUUUAUCAAAGAUUGAUAAUAAAGAAGAAACAGAAGAUAAAACAAACCCUCAGAUCUCCAUUGCCGAGACUACAGAAUCAACGGCAGAAGACUCCUCUGUGACAUUGGAUGAUGGAAACGAUUUAUUAUCCUUGUCUAAAAAGAAGUCUUCAUCUCAUCACAAAGUAUGUAAUUAUGCCAAGGGUAGAUGGGUUGUAGACGACAGGCGACCGUUGUAUUCUGGCUUCAAAUGUAAGCUCUGGCUAUCUGAGAUGUGGGCUUGUAGACUAACACAACGUCCAGAUUUCGGUUAUGAAGCUUAUAGAUGGCAACCGACCAACUGUGACAUGCCCGAGUUUGAAAGAUCUGCAUUUUUGAAAAGAAUGCAGGAUAAAACUAUUGCUUUUGUCGGUGAUUCCUUAGGCAGGCAACAAUUCCAAUCUCUAAUGUGUAUGGUUACUGGUGGUGAAGAGAAUCCCGGAGUUGUAGACAUCGGAAAAGAAUAUGGACUAAGUACCCCGCAUGGUGCUACCCGUCCCAACGGUUGGGCUUUCAAAUUCACGGAAACCAACACCACGAUACUGUACUACUGGUCGUCAUGCCUUUGCGACCUCGUGCCUAUCAACGGUAAUGACCCUGCUUCGGAAGUUGCCAUGCAUCUGGAUCGUCCGCCUUCUUUUUUGAAGCAAUAUCUCCACCAAUUCGACGUUGUUAUUCUUAAUACCGGUCAUCAUUGGAACCGAGGAAAGGUUAAUGCAAAUCGGUGGGUGAUGUACGUUGAUGGGAAACCUAAUCAAAACCGAAGGUUGGCAAUGAUCGGUAACGCGAAAAAUUUCACAAUUCAUAGUGUUGCGAAAUGGCUUGAUUCACAGCUUCCAUCCCAUCCUUGGCUCAAGGUAUUCUUUCGGACGAUAUCACCGAGACAUUUCUUCAACGGAGAAUGGAAUACCGGGGGGAGCUGUGAGAACACAACUCCUAUGGCUCGAGGGAGUGAGGUUAAGCAGGAAGAAUCGAGUGAUCCGAUUAUUGCAAGUGCCGUCAAGGGAACAAAGGUAAAGUUGUUAGAUAUAACUGCUCUUUCCCAGCUAAGAGACGAGGGGCAUAUAUCACGGUAUAGCGUAAAAGCAGCUUCGGGUGUACAAGACUGCUUGCAUUGGUGCUUACCUGGGAUACCCGAUACAUGGAACGAAAUACUAGCGGCUCAAUUGUAGGUUGUUCGUCACAAUCCUUUGUAAUCUUAUAACUUCGAUUUAGUGUAAUCGAUGACCAUAGUUGGCGUUUCGGAAAUCGUUGUUUAAUGUGAAUCUCGGUAGAAAGUAGAGAGGUAUUUUUGUUUAUAUGCUAGAGGAGAUUGCGUUUAGUGUUGAUUAGGGUUAGGGAGAGGAUGCUGCUGAAUUCAUAAUUCAGCAGCCUUGGAAUGAGGGUUCUUGUUGCUUUGAUUUAUUUCCUUGUGCCUAAAAUUAUGGUGUUAUUAAUCUUAUUGUUUUCGCUUUCAA
This is a messenger RNA of Amaranthus tricolor (Joseph's coat), 2027 nucleotides long. RefSeq names its product protein trichome birefringence-like 14. Lineage: Eukaryota; Viridiplantae; Streptophyta; Magnoliopsida; Caryophyllales; Amaranthaceae. Bases 288 to 1742 code for a protein of 484 amino acids. Gene Ontology annotation, biological process: plant-type secondary cell wall biogenesis; xyloglucan metabolic process; xylan biosynthetic process. Gene Ontology annotation, molecular function: acetyltransferase activity. The transcript has 5 exons. Gene Ontology annotation, cellular component: Golgi apparatus. The record is from RefSeq and is a predicted model, not a curated record.